CUGCUGAGGACGUACCAGGGGGAAGAGAAGAAGAGCCGGACAGGAAGGAAUUCUUACCCAGACACAGGUUCCGGGGGGUCGGACUGGAGAGAAUAAGGAUUUACCCAGAGGGAGAUUUUCCCAAUCCCAGAGACCAGCAGGAUACAAGAGAAAAUAAUGCUGCUUCAUAUCAGGAAUUGGCCUGAGAAAGAGCAGCAGAACCUCAGUGCUGGGAGAUAUUGUUUAGUUCCAUAUGGAUCUGACAUGUCCAGGAUGAAGAAGAUCAUAGAAGUUGGAAGGGAAAGUAAAAAUGUUCAGGGGAACCUCAGCCGAACCCAAACUCCCAAUGAAUCUGUCAGAACCCCCAACCAGAAUGAUAGGUUCCAGGUAUCUCAGGAACAUUGUGCUGAUGGAACAUCUUCUGCUCUACAAAUACAAAAGCUCCGUAAUACUACUAAUAUACAGAAUAUCAGAAGGCCCAAUAUUUUCAAACUUAAAAAGGCGAAGUCCUCUGUAAAAUCACACAUUGCCAAGAUGUGUCACCAAGGCACAAAAAUGCAUAUUUCCUCUAAAGCCCACAGUGCCCUGAAACCUUUUAUCUGCCCAAAAUGUGAGAGGAGAUUUUGUGACAUCCGGAACCUUCUCACCCACCAGAGAAUCCACACGGGGAGGAGCUUUGUCUGCUCCAAAUGUGGGAAAUGUUUCUCUCACAGAAAGAUCCUCAUUGCUCAUAAAUGGGUUCAUACUGGGAGGAAACCAUUCACCUGCACUGAAUGUGAUAAGGGCUUCUUAUGGAACAGGGACCUUCAGGAACAUAAAAAGAGCCAUAAAAGAAGAAAAAAUAGCAGCUAUCUCUUGGCUCACACGGGAAAGAGACUGAAAGAAGUUAGUACUGACUCUUGUAAAAGAGAGAAGGUGUUUUACUGCAGAGAGUGUGGUAAAAGCUUCAGGCAAAAGUCUAGGCUUGAGAUCCACAUUCAGUGCCACACAGGCGAGAAGCCAUUUGUCUGUGUUCAUUGUGGGAAAGGCUUCAGAGAUAAGUAUAAACUCAGUCUGCAUCUAAGGAUUCACACAGGAGAGAAACCAUUUGUCUGCACUGAGUGUGGGAAAGGCUUUAGGGAUUCGAGCUCUCUGAAAUCUCACCUCCGGAUUCACACAGGAGAGAAACCAUUUGUGUGCCCUGAGUGUGGGAAAGGCUUCAGGAAAAAGUGUGAUCUCAAAUCUCACCUUCAUAUUCACACCGGAGUGAACCCAUUUGUCUGCACUGAGUGUGGGAAAUGUUUCAGGGAUAAAAGUGAACUGAACAUUCAUAUUAACGUACACACAGGAAAGACUUUCCCCUGUACGGAGUGUGGCAAAUCCUUUGCAGCAAAGAAGAAUCUGAAAAGGCACCAAAUGGUUCACACUGGGGAGAAACCACACGAGUGCACAGAGUGUGGGAAACGAUUCAUGGAGAAAAGUAAACUAGAGAGACAUUAUCUAAAUCAUACUGGAGUAAAACCAUUCAGCUGCUGUGAGUGUGGAGAACAGUUCAAAUGGAAACACCAGCUCCAGUAUCACCAACUGAGUCACACUGGGGAGAGGCCAUUUGUCUGUACUGAGUGUGGGAAGAGCUACAAAAGUAAGGAUACACUCACUUAUUCACACAGGGGAGAAACCAUUUGUGUGGAAAACCAUAUAAGAGCUACAGUGCACUGAGGUACCACCUCCAGACUCACAUUAGAUGAUAGUAUCUUGCUAGUAUCCCACAUCUCAGCAUUCCUGAGCUAUCCCACAUCUCAACGUUCCUGAGCUAUCCCUCAUCUCAACGUUCCUGAGCUAUCCCUCAUCUCAACGUUCCUGAGCUAUCCCUCAUCUCAACGUUCCUGAGCUAUCCCUUAUCUCAACGUUCCUGAGCUAUCCCACAUCUCAACGUUCCUGAGCCAUCCUACAUCUCAACGUUCCUGAGCUAUCCCACAUCUCAACAUUCCUGAGCUAUCCCUCAUCUCAACGUUCCUGAGCUAUCCCACAUCUCAACGUUCCUGAGCUAUCCUACAUCUCAACGUUCCUGAGUUAUCCCACAUCACAACGUUCCUGAGCUAUCCCACAUCUCAACGUUCUUGAGCUAUCCCUCAUCUCAACGUUCCUGAGUUAUCCUACAUCUCAACGUUCCUGAGCUAUCCCUCAUCUCAACGUUCCUGAGCUAUCCCACAUCUCAACGUUCCUGAGCUAUCCCACAUCUCAACGUUCCUGAGCUAUCCCACCUGCCCUCAUCAGUGGUGGCCAUAUUCAGUGCAUUUGCUGCUUAAGUGAAUGGGAAUCCAAGACAAAUGAAGAAGGGGGUUUUGACUGAGGUUCUUUCUUAGAGCAGUACAAAUGCUCUAAAGGUGUAAUUGGCUAAACCAAAUACCAUUACACAUUUUGUUUUAUGAGUUCAUGAACACUAUAUACAAAUACUGCAAGAGGAAUGCAUAGAGAACCAUAGGGGCAAAUGUAUUCAGUGAAUAUGGGUCAUUAUCCUGGUGAAGAUUUCUAGUUUUCUGUAGUCACCAACCUGUCUGUUUUGGAAGCAGAAGGCAAAAAGACAGAAAUACACAUAAUCAAUGUUGUUAUCUUUCCCCAACAAGAACCUUAUUAUUUAACAAGACUCAAAAGACAGGGUCUUCAGCAUAAAAGUUUCUUGUUUAUUAAUUAAUAAAAUACAAAGCCUUGUCAGCAACACAAACCAGUGAAUUACAUGUGAUACAAAGAACUUCAAAUAAAGUUGUCAUUCGUUACAGAUU
Messenger RNA from Xenopus tropicalis (tropical clawed frog), 2741 nucleotides. RefSeq names its product zinc finger protein 585B (gene znf585b). The record is from RefSeq and is marked validated. NCBI's taxonomy places the organism in Eukaryota, Metazoa, Chordata, Amphibia, Anura, Pipidae. Gene Ontology annotation, cellular component: nucleus.